Molecule: messenger RNA, 1473 nt
Organism: Momordica charantia (bitter melon)
Lineage: Eukaryota; Viridiplantae; Streptophyta; Magnoliopsida; Cucurbitales; Cucurbitaceae
Gene: NUDX13
Product: nudix hydrolase homolog 13
Cellular component (GO): nucleus; cytoplasm
Molecular function (GO): pyrophosphatase activity
Source: RefSeq, a predicted model, not a curated record
AGAAUGGGUGUGUGGUGGGAUAUAAAAUGGGCGCCGUUGCUAUGCCAUUGGCCCCGCGGAAAUCUCUCUCUCYUCUUUCCUUUCAUUUCCUUUUGAUUUCCUUUUCYCUCUGGCAAUUUCUUCACARUUCCUUCUUCUUCUUCCUUCUUCACAUUCAUGGCGGAGUUGUAAGUUUUUAAGUAGAAAGGGCAGGCCGAAAAUCGCUCUGUAAUAGCCACGCGGGCRUUCAAUGCUCUGUCAGUUGCAGAAACCWACAUGAAUUACAUCGCUUCGCUUUCGAUUUCGGUUUCUGCUUUUCUUUCUUCACUUCCGUUCGCUGUUGCUCUCAUUAAUCCCUCUCCCAUCUGUCCACACGCUGUUCCUUACAUUACUGGCCAGCAAUUCUCUUUAGGGUUUACAUUCGCCGAAAUUAUGUCUGCGGUGUUGGCAAGAACAGGGCGACAUCGGCAGCGAUAUGACGACAAUUUUCGUCUCGUUUCAGGAUGCAUUCCUUAUAGGCUGAUAGGGGAGAGUGAUGAAGUUCACGACCAGUGUGGCAUUGAGAACAAGAUCGAAGUUCUCAUGGUUUCCUCCCCAAAUCGUGACGACCUAGUGUUUCCAAAGGGUGGAUGGGAGGAUGAUGAGACCAUCCUGGAAGCAGCAUGUCGUGAAGCUGUGGAGGAAGCAGGAGUGAGAGGAAAGCUCAACGAAAAUCCCCUCGGAGUUUGGGAGUUUAGAAGCAAAAGCAGGCAGGAUAUUUGCAGCAUGGAGGGAGCAUGCCGAGGAUACAUGUUUGCGUUAGAAGUUACUGAGGAGCUCGAGUUUUGGCCAGAGCAGGGAAACCGCCGUAGGAGAUGGCUCAAUGUUAAAGAGGCAUUCAGGCUGUGCCGGUAUGAGUGGAUGCGGGUGGCACUUGAAGCGUUUCUUAGAGUAAUGGCAGGGGAUGAAAAUGGCGAGGCGAAGAGCGAGACAGCAGAGACAAGCACCCCAGUAACGGUUCCAAAUGUGGUUGAUUGUACAUUGAUAUCAUCCAACUCCUGUGGGAUGCCUCCGUUCGGUCAGCAGCACGGUACGGGUCAUUCGGCAGGUAUAGGCAUUUCAAGGGGCUGUAGAUUAGGCAUUACAUUAAGUGAAUGAUGAAUUUUCAGUCUGCUGUGGUGGGCGGGAUGUGGUUAAACUUUGAGUAAGCAAAGAACAAACAAACUGUGGAGUGAAAGAGGAGAGGAGAGGAGAGGGGUAGGGGUUUUGGAUGUUUGUUGUAAGUAGUUGGUUGCUUGGUUGUAGUAUUGGUGUUAAUAAGAUAGUUGAUGGCUUACUGACUGAUGAUGUUGAUGGAUUUUGGUUGUUAAGCAGGACGAGGGUAACCAAAUAGUAUAUAGUUAAUAGUAUUUAGUUGCUGUUAAGGGGACGACUUGGUAAUUUAACUGUUGUGUUUACUGUUUAAUGACAAAAAAUUAUGAGGCAUAGCUUCAUCAUCUCUUCUCAUCUAUUCAA